This is a messenger RNA of Orycteropus afer afer, 1149 nucleotides long. RefSeq names its product olfactory receptor 4C15-like. Gene Ontology annotation, molecular function: G protein-coupled receptor activity; olfactory receptor activity. Gene Ontology annotation, cellular component: membrane. NCBI's taxonomy places the organism in Eukaryota, Metazoa, Chordata, Mammalia, Tubulidentata, Orycteropodidae. Gene Ontology annotation, biological process: G protein-coupled receptor signaling pathway. The record is from RefSeq and is a predicted model, not a curated record.
UAUGGAUGCACUAACCUGCUGAUGAGUGUCAGUACCAUAAACUGCCUGAGGCCAAUAUCUCUUUCUCAUAAUUUCAGAUUCUCCAUGAUCACUCUGGUAGCUUUCAUGUUUUCCUCUGAAAUUAUGCAAAACCAAAGGGUUGUAACUGAGUUCAUCCUCUUGGGUCUUUCACAGAAUCCAAAUGUUCAGAAAAUAAUAUUUACUCUAUUUUUGCUUGGCUACCUUGCAACUGUUGGGGGCAAUUUACUAGUUCUUGUGACCAUCACCUACACCCCAGCACUCAUGGGCUCCCCCAUGUACUUUUUUCUCGCUUUCUUGUCCUUCCUGGAUGCUUGUUUCUCCUCUUCCAUUGCCCCAAAGAUGAUUGUGGACUCCAUCUCUGAGAGGAAAGCCAUUUCCUUUGAGGGCUGCAUGACCCAACUCUUUGCUGAACACUUCUUUGCUGGAGUGGAGAUGAUUCUUCUUACCACCAUGGCUUAUGACCGCUAUGUGGCUAUUUGCAAGCUCUUGCAGUACCACUCUAUCAUGAACUGGAGGCUUUGUGGUGUUCUGAUGGGGGUAUCCUGGACAGGUGGCUUCUUUCAUUCUGUGAUACAAAUUCUCUUUACUUUCCACCUGCCCUUCUGUGGCCCCAAUGUCAUCGAUCAUUUCAUGUGUGAUUUAUACCCAUUAUUGGGGCUUGCCUGCACUGACACUCAUAUCUUUAGCCUUUUUGUGGUUGCCAAUAGUGGGUUCAUCUGCAUCAUAAAUUUCUCCUUGUUGCUUAUCUCCUAUUGUGUCAUCUUGUACUCACUGAGAUCUCAUAGCUCUGAGGGUCUUCACAAAGCUCUCUCCACCUGUGGAUCUCACAUUGCUGUUGUGGUUUUGUUAUUUGUUCCAUGUAUAUUUGAAUAUGCAAGACCUUUCUCUGCUUUCUCCUUUGACAAGAUGGUUACCAUUUUGUACACCAUCCUAACUCCCCUGCUCAAUCCUUUCAGGAAUAAGGAAGUGAAAAAUGUCAUGAGGAAGUUGUGGACCAGAUUGAUGAUGUUUUCUCAUGAAAAAUAAAACAGUAAAAUAAAGAAAAAUAUCUUCAAUAGGAAAGAAAUCAAAAUGAGCUUAGAAGAGAAUGUUCUAGGGGAAGGGCUUUGUAAGACAGAAGUAACAUAA